This is a messenger RNA of Rotaria sordida, 2907 nucleotides long. The record is from the annotation of a GenBank genome assembly. NCBI's taxonomy places the organism in Eukaryota, Metazoa, Rotifera, Eurotatoria, Philodinida, Philodinidae.
AUGUACGAUAGGACAUAUGAAGAAUGGGAUGAACAACAAUUAAAACGGCUUGAAAAUCAAAGACAAAUUUUUCAAGAAAAGUUAGACGAUGCUAAAGCUAAUAAAUCAGAAUUACGUGAUGAAAAACAAACAUAUAAACAUGAAGCAACUACACGUCUAAAUGAAAUACGUCGACUCAAUGGAGAACUCGUAGAAAGAAAUUCUGAAAUUGAACGAGUCGAACAAGAACUUGAAAGUUUACGUGAUGAAAAAUUAAAAUCUGAAAUCGAAUAUCAACAACAAGAAAAUGAAUAUAUUCAUUUGAAACAACAACUAAAACAAAAUGAAAAUGAAAUCGAACAACUUAAAGAAAAACUAUAUGAAUUAAAUGAAGAAAGAAUUCGUUUUGAAGAAGAAUCAAAAAAUUUAAAAGAAAAAUGUCAAGAUAUGAAAAAUAAACAAGAUAAACUUCUUGAACAAAUUCAAAAACUUAAGGAACAACAAGAUGAAUUACAACUGAAUAUAGAUAAAUCAACAAAAGACAUUGGUCAAAUUGAAAAUAAAAUUAAUCAAUUUCGACAAAAAAUAGGUCAAUUCGAACAAGAAUUAACUACAAUUGAACAGCGACAUAAGGAAGUUGAACAAAAAUUAAAUGCAAAUGAAUCAGCUCGUGAUUGUCUUGCAAAUGAAAUUAGAAAGAUUGAAAAUAUGUGUCGACGUCUGGAACAAUUAAUUGAUAUGAAAAGAAAUCGAAUGAAUGAAUACAAUCAAUAUAGACAGCAGUUACAAGCUGAAGAGACUCAAGUUCAAACCGAAAUAGCUCAAACAAAACAAGAACUUAUUACACUUCAAGAAAAAAUGAAAUUCUUACAAGAUAUUACCGUGAAAACUCGGGUGGAAGUAAAUGGAUUGAGAGAAACGAUCAUACAAUCGGAAAGACUAAUGCAACAAUUAAAUCAACAAAAACAAAGUCUUGAGAAACAAAUACAAGCAAAAAAUCAAGAACGAAUCGAUAUUAAUCUUAAACAACAAAAUGUUUCUCAACAAGUUCAAUUGACAACUAAUGAAUUAAUAAUGACUAAAGAAUCAUUAGAAAAAUUGAAUGAAACUUUAAAAAAUCUUCAAGAAGAAAAACAAAAACUCGAAGCUGAUCUUGAACGUAUGACUACUGAAAGAAAUCAAUAUGAAUCUCAAAUGAAUCAAGAAAGACAAACAAUACAACAAUUAAGACAAGAACUUCGAAUUGCAACUAUAAAACAACAUAAAUAUGAACGAAUUGUAGCGGAAGAAAAGAAAAAAGUACGUUCAUGUGAAAAAAAUCUUAAAGCAAAUGAAAGUAUAGAAAUAGCAGCUGAAACUGAUCGAGUAAAAGCUGUGCAAGAUCGAAUUCAAGCAGAAAAUAAUCUAAAUACUGCAAUGUUGGAAUUAGAUGAAGCUGAAAGAGAAUUAAAACUCGCCAAAAAUGCCAAAGUUAAAGAUCAAGAUGCAAUCGAUAAAGCUCGUAAAAAUUAUCAACGUUGUCAAAAUGAGACUUUAGUAAGUUCGCUUCGACAACAAUAUCAAGAAGUGACAGAUAGUUUGACAGAAAAAGAACAACAACUUGACAAGCAAAAUAAAGAAACUAUUGAAAUAAGAACUAAACUUGGUAAUCAACAAGUGAAAUAUAAUGAAAUUAAAAAUAAUUGGAAUCGAUUAUCAAAAGAAUGUAAACAACUGAAAAGUCAAAUUAGUGAUAAAAGUUCAAAAGAACGCAAAUUGAAAAGUGAAAUUAAUAAAACAACAAACAAAAUAGAAAAAUUCACAAAAGAUAUUCAAUCAAUGAACGAAUCCAUCGAAAAAUUUAGACAAAAAAUUCAAAAAUUUGAUGAAGACUUAAUUCAAUUAAACGAACAACUACAGAAUAAAGAACAACAAUUUCAAACAAAACAAGAUGAAACUCGACAAAAUGAAAUACAACUAAAUAAUAAACUUAUUGAACUUCAAAUGAAUGAACAACAAAUUCAACAACAACAGAAUAUGAUUAACGAACACAAUACAAUACUUCAAAGAGCAAAUAAUAAUAUGGAAAAUAUUAAAACUAAUAUAGCUAAAAUUAGCAGAUCUGCUUUUGAUUUAGAAGUUGAUUUAGCUGAACAACAACAAUUAUUACAUAGUUCACAAAGAAAACAAGAAACAUUGAAUAAAGAAUAUAAUAAAAUUCAAGAAGAAUUACUAAUACAACAGCGAAAAAAAGAACAACAUGAGAAUGAUAUACGUGAUUUAUCUUAUCAAAUUAAUGAACAACAAAAUCUUUUAAAACAAAAACAAGAUAAUCUAACUGAUUUACAAGAUCAAGUCAAACAAAAACGAUUAGAAUUGAAUAAAACUCAAGAAAAAUAUAAUUCUCAUAAAGAACAAUUUGAUAGUACUCAAAUAGCAUUAACAAAUAUUGAUCAGCAAAUAAGAUAUAUUGAUGUUCAAAGGCGUCAGUCCGAGCGUAAUAUUGAACAAAAGGUUAAUGAAACACAAACUAUUAACGAAGCUUUUAAUAAGAAGCGAAUUGAAAUUGAUAAUAGGAAACAAAAUUUGAAACGAGUAACGAAUGCUUAUGAUGAGAAAAAUAGAGAAUACAACGCAAUGUACAGAAACAAGAACAAUAUUGUCAGUAAAAUUGAUCAUCAUCAAAAGGCUCAAAUUGAAGCAAAUAGAAACGUUCAAGAAACAAACAAUCGAUUAACAGCAGAGCUUAGAACCAUUCAACGCUUAGAAGAUAGUCUCCAUGAUUUGAAUUCGACGCUAAUACAAAAUUUACCUUAUGAACGAACAAAUAAUGAUGUAGCACAAGAAGCAGCAGAGCUCAACAAAUCGGAAAUUGAUAAAUUUGAUCAAGACGAGUACGAGUUAUAUUAUGACUUAACUCAAAGACAAUUCAUAUAUAAUAAAUAUUAG